This is a messenger RNA of Paramecium pentaurelia, 1160 nucleotides long. NCBI's taxonomy places the organism in Eukaryota, Ciliophora, Oligohymenophorea, Peniculida, Parameciidae. The record is from the annotation of a GenBank genome assembly.
AUGGGUAAUUGCAACAUCUAGAACAAUGAAAUGCAGGAUGAAUCAAGUAACCUAUUCAUAUAAUUCAGAUCUUUCAUCUAAUAAUUUUGAAUUUUAAGAAUUAUUAGGUUAAGGUAGUUUUGGAAAAGUUUGGAAAGCCUAGAGAAAAAAGAACAAAGAACUAUUUGCCAUCAAAAUUAUGGAAAAAGAAUUGUAAAAUUAAAAUAAUAACAUAGAAUAAUAAAGAAAAAGUACACUUCUGUAGUUAUGAACGAAAAAAACAUACUUACUUCGAUUCGACAUCCAUUUUUAGUAAAUUUGAUAGCUGCUUUCCAAGAUAAAAAAAGAUUAUAUCUAACUCUUGAUUUAUUGACAGGAGGAGACUUAAGAUAACAUUUAAAUUAUAAUAAAGUGUUUUCUGAAGAGUAAACAAGUAAUUUAUUUAUCCUAAGAAAGAAUUUUUCAUUGCUUGUAUAAUAGUAGCCUUAGAAUAUCUUCAUUCAUAGGGAAUUAUUCAUAGAGAUAUUAAACCUGAAAAUUUGGUGAUGGACAAUAGAGGAUAUCUUAGAUUAACAGAUUUUGGUUUGGCUACUAUAUGGAAACCUAAUAAUUGUUAAGAAAUAAGUGGAACUUUGGGUUAUGUUGCACCCGAAAUUAUGUACAAGCAAAACCAUGGAAUAGCUGUUGAUUAUUUUGCUUUAGGUGUCAUAGCUUAUGAAUGUAUGUUGGGGAAAAGACCAUAUAUAGGAUCAAAUGCAAAUUAAAUUAGGGAUUUAAUGUUAUCUAAACAAGUGUAAAUUAAACGAUCUUAAUUACCAAUAGGCUGGACUAUCGAAGCUGGAGAUUUUAUUAAUUAAGUAUAAUUUAUAACUAAAAUUUAGCUAAUUCAAAGAAAACCAGAAAAUAGACUUGGUACUUAAUCACCAGAGGAUGUUAAAAAUCAUAGAUGGUUUAAAAAUUUUGAUUGGAAAAAAUUACAAUCUAAAAUUAUGGUCUCACCUUAUCAACCAAAAAAGAAAUUUCAUCCUUGUGAACGCAAUUAUGAAUGCAAUCAAAGCACAAAAUUAAUAAACAAUAAAAUUACAAAUGAUUAACUUUAAUAAUGUAUUAUCAAAUUUAAACAUUUAGCUUAAUUUGAAGGGUAUUGUUUUGAAGCUGAAUAUUUAAAGAACAAUGUGUGA